Molecule: messenger RNA, 1572 nt
Organism: Naegleria fowleri
Lineage: Eukaryota; Heterolobosea; Eutetramitea; Acrasida; Naegleriidae
Exons: 1
Coding region: 1-1572 (523 amino acids)
Source: RefSeq, a predicted model, not a curated record
AUGAAUUCAUCGCUUCUUUCCUCCACAUCAAGGCUUCAUCAAAGUUCGGCAGCUUCUCCUUCCUCAUCCAUGAUCUCUGAGUCGUCAAUUCAUCAUCAUGGAUCAGGAGAUGAAGGCAGCAUGUUUUUCAAAAAUAGAAUGUCAUCCUCGGCCCUUAAUUCUUCCGUCUCGAGCCAAGCGUCGACAUCAUCUCGAUGGGAGGAAAUGAAAUAUCUGGCAAAGGAAAUCCACGAUAAUGCCAUUCGAAAAACAACUGGAUCACGCAAUGAAAGAAGCAAACUAAAUUAUGACAAUGAUGACAGUUUCCGACAAAUGAACACCUUCAGCAGAGAUUCGGGUAUGGUGCUUCCUUCAAGUCGUAACCUCAUAGAACAUACACUGUCGGAUACUCUUGAUUCAGCUUCUAGUAUUUUACAAAAGUAUAUUGACAAGUAUAAUUGUAGAGCAACAACAAGUAACAUUGAUUUGGAUGACUCCCUCACGGAUUUGUACAGCAGACUCUCUGAUGGAUUUCCGAAUACCACGACGACGAACCCACCUGUCACCAUCAAGAACACUCCAAACUAUCUUUUGGAUUCGUCAAUUUCAUCCGUAGCUCCACUUAAAUCAGUUUCAGCAAAUCCAAUGGAUGAUCUAUUGUCUAUAUGUUCAAGGUCAACCAUUACAACAAAUUCAGACGAGCUAUUCAGCAAGUUGGAUCAUUACUCGAAAAAAUACAAUGAGAAAAAAAAGGAGCCAAUGUACUUUGAGGUUAAAUCAAAAAAGUCCAAGUCGAGUGACUCAAUCUUCGACAGUGACAAGGAAAAUUUCAUUCCCAACAAGGGCUCGAAAACAAAGAAAAAAUCAACAACUCCAACGAAACGGCCUCAAUCUGUUAAAGUCAGUACAUUAAGGGAGUCAUCCAGUGAGACGAACAGAAAACGAUCGAAAACUCCAAGCAAGUCAUCCACUGCUCGAAGUGUCGCCACAACCUGCACAGCAACAUCAACCAAUAGCUCCUCCACAAACAAAUAUACAUCCACCACAAGAAAACCUCCAGUUCCUAAAUUUACAAAAUCCUCGACUACUACUCAAUCAAGCAAUACAAAGAAAUCCAACAAAGGUUCGGCGUCCUCAACUGUCAAAUCUUCAACGAGAGCAGAAGACAUUUCAGAUAUCUCUAGCCUUAGUGAAGAUGACGAGAAAAUGGAGUCUAAAUCUUGUCAAACAAGUAUGAUUCACACUUGUGUGGACACAAUGGAACGACCCUCAUCGGGCAAUACCAUGACCACAUUGGCAAGUAUUUCUUCCAGUGGCAUUCAUUCAUCUUCGAGUCCAAUGAUUGGUUCAACAAAUGAAAUUGCAUUUAAAAUUGUGGGAUCUACCGAAAAUAUUGAAAAGGUGGAGGUGUACUUGAAAAAUUCUCAAAAACAGUCGUAUUCAUGCUCUUCUUCCAAUGCAUCAGUAACAAGCGAAAAACUUGAUCCAGCAUCUGAUCUGAGCGGUAGUUUUAACUUGAAUGUACCAGAAGAAGAUGUUUCGAAUACUUUGAAACCUCUCAAGUCACUCUACAGCAAAUAUUUCACACAAUAA